Struthio camelus australis is the source of this 3001-nucleotide messenger RNA. The record is from RefSeq and is a predicted model, not a curated record. NCBI's taxonomy places the organism in Eukaryota, Metazoa, Chordata, Aves, Struthioniformes, Struthionidae.
GGGGUUGUUCCCCCCCCCGCCUUCUGUGCUGUUAUAUGCCAGUAUGAUAAGGGAGGAACGCCUGAAGAUCCGUAUAAUUCUCGUGCGGCCUCCUUGCAUUGUGGCAGCUCAGCCUGAAUGUGCACCUUUCCCUUUUUUCUCUUCAAUUCCCUCUACUCUUCCCCAUACCUUUUUUUGGUUAUGUAUUUCUUUCUUCCCCUUUCUCCUUUUUUUUUUUGUGAUGGACUCUCUCUUCUUUGCUAUUUCGCAGUGAAUAAUCUGAAUGAUUACAGAAACAUGGAAUUUGCUCAACUUCCAUGGGGCCCUUUGGUUUCAUGAAUCAGUGUGCAUAAAAAUUGGAACUGCAGCAAUCAGAGCUUAUCUAUAUAAAUGAAUUACUGCUAUUAAAGCUGUAAAAAAAAAAAGUGUUCUGAAUCACUGAGCAUACCUGUUCAAAUUCAAUGUCUGUUUAUAGUGGAUUUUAAUCCCUCUGAAUUCUUGUUUAUUUGCUUGUUUGGCUACAGGCAGCUCAUAAACACUGGGGCUGUAACCAAGUGCACCUCAACAACAAAGUCUGCGUUCUUCUUGCCUUCCACUAGAAAAAGUUUAUGACCUGCCGUUCCCCCAGAGGAAUGAUCAGGGACUCUGCUCUGGCUCUACUGACGUGGCUGUGCUUGAUCAGUAACCACCUGUGUCACUGGGCAGCAGUAUAUAAAAAGUUGAUCUUGUAGAGUGGUGUUGUGAGUGGUGUUGAGAAAAUUUAGAUGUCUUCAGAAGACAAAGAAGCUCAGGAGGAUGAGCUGCUAGCUUUGGCUAGCAUCUAUGAUGAAGAUGAGUUUAAGAGAGCCGAGUCUGCCCAAGGAGGAGAAACAAGAAUUUGUUUGGAGUUGCCCCAAAACUUCAAAAUUUUUGUGAGUGGCAAUUCCACGGAAAGUGUCCAGCACAACGGGUUUGAAUACACAGUUUGCUUUUUGCCUCCACUUGUGCUGAAUUUUGAACUCCCACCAGAUUACCCAUCAACCUCCCCACCUGUGUUUACCCUCAGUGGCAAAUGGCUGUCGCAAGCCCAGCUCAGUGCUCUUUGCAAACACUUAGACAACGUCUGGGAAGAGAAUCGAGGCUGUGUGGUCUUAUUUGCCUGGAUGCAGUUUCUGAAGGAGGAAACACUGAGUUACCUGAAUAUUUCCUCCCCGUAUGAGCUAAAAAUGUGCCAUCAAGGAAAUGGGCAGAGUAGGACACCUUUGGUUCCUCCAAAUGCUGAGAAGGAUUGUGGUGGUGCAGCAGGCUCUGCUGCAGCUGAAGGAGAGAUCAUUGAUGAAAGAGCUGUACAGGACGUGGAAUCUUUGUCAAGUCUGAUUAGGGAAAUCUUGGACUUUGAUCAGGCGCAGAGGAGGAAAUGCUUUAACAGUAAGAUGUACUUGUGCAAUAUCUGCUUCUGUGAGAAGCUGGGCAGUGACUGUAUGUACUUUACUGAGUGCAGCCAUGUGUACUGCAAAGCAUGCUUGAAGGACUACUUUGAAAUACAGAUCAGGGAUGGUCAGGUCCACUGUCUCAACUGUCCAGAACCGAAGUGUUCCUCUGUUGCUACUCCUGGCCAGGUUAAAGAGUUGGUUGGAGAGCAGUUGUUUGCACGUUAUGACCGCCUGCUUCUGCAGUCUAGUCUGGACUUGAUGGCAGAUGUAGUGUAUUGCCCUCGUCCAGGCUGUCAGACACCAGUCAUGCAAGAACCAGGUUGCACCAUGGGCAUAUGCUCCCGUUGCAACUAUGCUUUUUGUACUCUCUGUAAAAUGACUUACCAUGGAGUCUCUCCGUGUAAAGUCACUGCAGAGAAAUUAAUGGAUUUGCGUAAUGAAUAUCUAGAAGCAGAUGAAGCAACUAAAAGAUUUUUGGAACAGCGUUACGGCAAAAGAGUGAUUCAGAAGGCCCUUGAGGAGAUGGAAAGUAAAGAAUGGCUAGAAAAGAACUCAAAGUCUUGUCCUUGCUGUGGUACUCAUAUAGAGAAAUUAGAUGGCUGUAACAAAAUGACGUGUACUGGCUGCAUGCAGUAUUUCUGCUGGCUUUGUAUGGGUUCUCUGUCAAGGGUGAACCCAUAUAGGCACUUCAAUGAUCCAUCUUCCCCGUGCUUUAAUCGGUUGUUUCAAGCUAUGCACAUCGAUGGUGAGUUCUGGGAUGCGGAAGAUGAAGACUAGCAGCUCUUCUCUAGCAACAAAAGCUGAAGAAACCAGACACAGAUGCUUUCCAUUUUUGUGUCAAGUUUUUUUUGCUUUUCAGUUCCGUUAUAUGAUAGAAGAAUGAUACUACUUGGCACUGCACGUUACUCUUACACAACUCUUCAGAGGCUGUUGUCAGAACCAGAGGAGACCGUUUUGCCCAUCCAGUGGUGACUUAAGGCCCUAAUGCUAAAGACAAAUACAACCAGCCAGAAGUUUAAAAAUUACUGGAAAAAAUGUGUACCGAGAUGUGCCCCUUUUUUUUUUCUUUUUUUCUUUUUUUUUUUAAUUUAACCUGCCAAAUCAUAGAAAUAUUUUGAGGUUUCCUCCAGGGAGACUAGCCUUUCAAGGAUCUUGACUUCUACCCAUGUGCUUUUUUGGGCAGUUUCAUUAUAGCUGUAAUGUUCUUUCUGGAGCUUUUUAGUGAUGCUGCUUGGGCAAGGAAAGCUUACUGAAACAACACAGACAAUUCUUCUUUUUUCAGCAUUUGAGCCUGUUGCCUCUGUAGCAUUUCCUGACCUGUUUCUUUGAAAAACAGCUCAUCACUCUGGCACUGAUGCUUUUAACAAUGAUGGUAAAGUUGGUUAUCCCUAACCCCCUUUUUACUGGCUCUAACGCCUGGGUCCUUUACUGAAUGCUUUUGCGGAAGAUGACCAACAACUGUUUCCUGAAACCUGACUCAAUUUGGUGACUGAUAUCAAUGUUGUUGUCAUACUAACUUUUAUUGCCUCUCUUUAUUUUGGCAGUGAUGAGUGCUAAAGCAAUGAAUAGAGUCUGUGGCCACUGAGAGAAUAAAAAUAACGUAUCUCAAA